GUAGAACGUGACCCGGGCAUCAAGAAAAUGUUAUCUGGCCGGGUACCCGCACACUUAACACUCCCCAAGUCCCAAAAGGCCAAAAAGCCGCAGAAAAUCAGAAGAAGAAAAGAAGGAAAAGAAGGAAUGCCGUGCUUGAAUUUGUCGACCAACGUUAACUUGGAAGGCGUUGAUACUUCCGCUAUUCUCUCCGAGGCCUCAAAAUCUGUCGCCAAAAUCAUCGGCAAGCCCGAGGCCUAUGUUAUGGUUGUACUGAAGGGAUCUGUACCGAUGACCUUUGGUGGGUCUGAGCAGCCAAGUGCUUAUGGAGAGUUGGUUUCAAUCGGGGGACUCAAUUCUGACGUGAACAAGAAACUGAGUGCUGCAAUAGCCACCAUUCUUGAAGGGAAGCUGAAUGUGCCCAAGAAUCGAUUCUACUUGAAAUUCUAUGAUACUAAGGCAAGUAAACAAAUAUCAGACUUCAAUUAUCUUGCUGAAAUGUAUGACUGCAACGCAUGUAUAUGCUCAUUGCAUUGUUCCCCUAUUUUUUUGCUUUUAGGCCCAUCGAAGUCAAGAUUAUGCCCAGUGUCUGCAUGCUUUACACCAGUACUAGCUCAUGUAAUUUGCUUUGCUAUUUAGAGUCAUUUGUAGAGCUUUCGCUUUCUUUGUUUUCUGAUUGCGACGGACAUAAUAUCACCAUGACAAAACAUUAGAUGCCUAAAAAGAGCUUUUGGGUGUCUCUAAUCUUGAGGAUAUUGUCAUGUUUAGGCUCAUUUUUUGGAGCUUUACAACUUGCUAUUCUGUACCUUUGAUGUCGCCAGUGAACCAGAUUAAAUGAAACUUAAUAUAGCUCAAAUGGCAUGGUUGACUAAUGGCGCACUAGUUGAAUUUGGCCAUCUUCUUAUAUACAACUGGAAGAUUUGUGUCUAAAGUAUGACUGACGGAAAGUUACAGACUAAAAAUGCCAAAAACGAUAUCCCUAUGUUUCCCCACAGACGGAAUUCUUAUAAACUGAUUGGUUGCCAAAUUAUUAUGUUUGCAGGGUUCCUUCUUUGGAUGGAAUGGUGCCACUUUCUAGGUGUCUGGUACUCUGGUAGCCAUGUUGAUCAUCUUGGGCAGAAAGAACUAUGUAGUCAUAAAAUGCUACUUCAUGGGCCAUGACUGGUGUCCUCUCUUAAAUACUGUCUAAUUAGCUAAUUAUUGUCGAUCAUCCAUUGUGGGUGUAUGCACUUUAAAAUUCUCAGUAUGUAUGAUCAUGGGAGUAUCAAGUAUGAAGCACGGACUUGUUAUUUUUUAGGGGAAAAGAGUUUCAAUGCUUUAGUUACUACUUCAUCCUUCUCAUUUCAAUUCAUCCGCAUACAUUUAUUAUAAAAUGGACUGUUAAGAUGGGGAAAACAGAUUAUAAGUAGAAUGAGAAUGGUGCUUAGGUUGCUUGCCUUUGAAUGAAAAGUCUGUCUACCCUACACCCUGAACCCACGCACAAACACCUGAAUAUUGUGUGGCUGAGUGCUCUUUAAUUAUCUCUUGAUAAAAUGUAAAUUUAUUAUGACUAUCCCUAUGUUAAACGCAAUUGUAAAUGGUAGAACUUGUUUCCGUAAUAAA
This is a messenger RNA of Oldenlandia corymbosa var. corymbosa, 1581 nucleotides long. NCBI's taxonomy places the organism in Eukaryota, Viridiplantae, Streptophyta, Magnoliopsida, Gentianales, Rubiaceae. The record is from the annotation of a GenBank genome assembly.